CAUCAAUCGAGAGUUCGACCGACGAGGUAGUAAUUUUAUUUCCAGCAUUCUCAUUGGAACGACAACAUUAGAGAGGCCGUGAUCUGUAUUCACUUCACCUCCUCAUGCCCGUGCCCAAUCCGUUCCUUCGAUUGUGGUAUCGCUGGAAAGCUUUACGCCUUCCAUGGCGGCGACAAUUCCUUGCAGGUCAUGAUCUGGCUGGCAACACAUUCUGGGAAUUUAAAGAUGCAUUGAACGCAAACCGGUGGCGGCGGAUUGUCAAAUACUCGCAAUCAUCAACACACUACGCCGAUAUUCAAAUCUCCCCCCAAUGGCACCAAUGGCUUCGACACACUCGACCCGUUGCGCCUACGACACAAGAGCAGCAGUAUGAAGUCUGCCGACGCAGCGCCAUGCAGCGACUUGCCGCAGAAGCCGACGAACGUUGGAAGAGCCAACCGAGCUACCUCGACUCGCCCAAUCGGCAGCAGCCACAGCCGGCAAUCGGUGUGAAAGACCCAGGUGGCUACGUGGACCAACCGACGGAAGACGUGCAGAGACAGGGCGUCAGGACUGCAGUGGAAGCACCCAAAUUGCAAGAGGCGAAGAAGAGUAAGAAGGAUCAGAGUCCAUACGAGAAAUCGCAAUCGAAGGGAGGACCGAGUGAAGGAUGGCAGCCAGAAGAAUGGACCGGUGGGAUCACGCCGCGAAGGUGACAUUCAAAUUGUACAGUGGAAAUGCCGAAUCAAAGCGAGACCAAGCUUUUGUACCAUAACUGCAUUGAUUUUUGCGCCCUGUAGCAUCAAAAAAUACCGUAGUUGACGAACAUGAAUCAUGUAUCAAAUUCAACAAAAACGCUUUUUCUGGCGAG
Messenger RNA from Dissoconium aciculare CBS 342.82, 850 nucleotides. RefSeq lists its product as uncharacterized. NCBI's taxonomy places the organism in Eukaryota, Fungi, Ascomycota, Dothideomycetes, Mycosphaerellales, Dissoconiaceae. Gene Ontology annotation, biological process: mitochondrial respiratory chain complex I assembly. The transcript is spliced from 2 exons. The record is from RefSeq and is a predicted model, not a curated record. Gene Ontology annotation, cellular component: membrane. Bases 105 to 695 code for a protein of 196 amino acids.